AACUUCCAAACGGAUAUAACUGAAAUUCUUGCCACCCACUCUUUCUCUUUUCCUCAAACACCUGCCAUUUCCAUUCUCCAUGGCUCAGUUAGCAAACUUAAAUGGAGUCUCUGAAACACUGCCAGUUCUACCAAGGCUUCCAAGCAUUCAAAAAACCCAAAAGCGUGUUGGCAUUAUUGGAUGUCUAGGCAAGAAAAAAGAUCAUGAUCUUCUGGAACAGCCACUACAAACUACAAGAAGGCUGGCAUUAGGCCUUGCCUCUAUUGCACUUGUUGGGGACUCCUCAAGUGGAGCCGCUCUUGCCGAAGGCAACAACGGGUUCUGGUUAGAUGGCCCUCUGCCAGUUCCUUCUGCUGAUAAUAAAAUUGCAAAUGAGAAGACGGGGACGCGGUCAUUUCUAAAGAAUCAUCUCUAUAUGGCAGACAUUGGAACCAAAGGGAGAAAGUAUAGGCUUAAGAAGUAUGCUUUUGAUCUCCUGGCUAUGGCAGAUUUGAUUGCACAAGAUACACUCAACUAUGUCCAAAAGUAUCUGCGACUUAAAUCCACAUUCAUGUACUUUGAUUUUGAUAAAGUUAUCACUGCAGCUCCAGUCACUGAGAAGCAACCUCUCACUGACCUCGCUAACAGAUUGUUCAACACCGUCGAAAAGCUUGAUGGUGCUGUGAAGCAAAGGAACCUGUCCGAGACUGAAACAUAUUAUCAAGACACAACAGUUAUUCUCCAAGAGGUCAUGGAUCGAAUGGCAUGAAUCACUCAAUCUGUUCAGUUGAUAAAAGCAAAUUUAGUCACUAAUGCACAUUUAUUUCCAUCAAUUUCUAAGUUCACACUCUGGUUA
Rosa chinensis is the source of this 835-nucleotide messenger RNA. Its product is annotated as photosynthetic NDH subunit of lumenal location 3, chloroplastic. The transcript has 3 exons. The coding region runs from base 80 to 748 and encodes 222 amino acids. NCBI's taxonomy places the organism in Eukaryota, Viridiplantae, Streptophyta, Magnoliopsida, Rosales, Rosaceae. Gene Ontology annotation, biological process: photosynthesis; photosynthetic electron transport chain. Gene Ontology annotation, cellular component: photosystem II oxygen evolving complex; photosystem II; extrinsic component of membrane. Gene Ontology annotation, molecular function: calcium ion binding. The record is from RefSeq and is a predicted model, not a curated record.